AUGGCUUCAGUAGUUGCAGGUCCCUCUGUUUUUCGCGUUCGCGAUGCCUCUUCCGCAUUCGCGAAGCUUUAUGUUGUUCCUUCAUCGCGUUCGCAUCAAUCCCCUCACGAUCGCGUGUCGGAGCAGCUUACGGUGCACAGCAGUAGGCCAGGGAGCAGUCCUUCAGUGGUACCAUCGAUUGAAUACUUACAUACGGUUAACGAUGGAGGGAGGCAUUACACCGUCUGCCUGUUAGAGAGAAAAUGCAUUUGUGGGAGGUUCCAAGUUGAUGAAUUACCAUGCCCACAUGCUUGGGCUGUAUUGAAGAGCAAGUUUCUAAUGCCAGAAGAUUAUUUCUCUAACUAUUACAAACCAAAUUCUGUUGUAAUGACAUACGAUGUGCCUGUGUACCCGCUACCGGACAGAAAUGACUGGAAUAUACCAGCACAUGUUGCAGAGGAAGUUGUAUUACCACCCAAAUGGAAAAGACCUCCUGGCAGGCCAAAGAAGAAGCGCGAUAAACCUUUCAGUGAAUUGCUGCAGCCGAAAAAUCAACAUUCAUGUAGCAUAUGUGGGCAAGGAGGACAUAAUAAGCGAACAUGUAGAAAUGCUCCACGUAGGAUUUAG
Nicotiana attenuata is the source of this 606-nucleotide messenger RNA. RefSeq lists its product as uncharacterized. NCBI's taxonomy places the organism in Eukaryota, Viridiplantae, Streptophyta, Magnoliopsida, Solanales, Solanaceae. The coding region runs from base 1 to 606 and encodes 201 amino acids. Gene Ontology annotation, molecular function: zinc ion binding. The record is from RefSeq and is a predicted model, not a curated record. The transcript has 3 exons.